Molecule: messenger RNA, 1647 nt
Organism: Neocloeon triangulifer
Lineage: Eukaryota; Metazoa; Arthropoda; Insecta; Ephemeroptera; Baetidae
Gene: Nmnat
Product: nicotinamide/nicotinic acid mononucleotide adenylyltransferase 3
Exons: 7
Coding region: 186-1232 (348 amino acids)
Biological process (GO): NAD+ biosynthetic process
Molecular function (GO): nicotinate-nucleotide adenylyltransferase activity; nicotinamide-nucleotide adenylyltransferase activity
Source: RefSeq, a predicted model, not a curated record
UCUCUCGCAGAAUAUGCAGAUGCAGAACUCGCAGAGACCAGAGAGGGAAAAAGGGUUGUUUUGAUUUUUGUCUCGCCCUCUCUUUGUCUUUUGCAUGGUCAGCGAAUUUUGGUUCUCUUUGAUGCGAGGAAACUAAUAAUCAUUAACGAAUUGGCCCUCUAAUCGAGUAAAAAACUUUCAGCGACAUGACGGCGGCCAAGGUGUUCCUGGUUGCCUGCGGCUCCUUCAACCCUCCGACCGUGAUGCACUUUCGCAUGUUCGAGGUCGCCAGGGACACCCUGAGAAGGCAAGGGUUUGAAACUAUCGGCGGCGUCGUCUCGCCUGUUCACGACGGUUACGGAAAGGAGGAUCUUGCGAAAAUCGAGGACAGACUGGAGAUGUUGCGGGUGAGUGCGAGUGACUCUGACUGGAUCCGAGUGUCCGACUGGGAGUGUCAGCAGUCCGAGUGGCAAUACACGGUCAAAGUUCUCCAACAUCACCAAAAUUGCCUGAAUGCCAUUCCGACAGCAAAUCUGAACGCCAAAAACUCUAGUCCGUUGAAAAAUGGUCCGAAGAAGCAGCGAAUAUCAGACCAGGAGCACCCCUCCUGGAUGACCACCUCUGCAAUUACGGCAGCUUUGGAUGGAGAGGUCCAGGUCAAACUACUGUGCGGAGCCGACAUGUUCGAGACUUUCAUCAAACCUGGACUUUGGAAAAACGAACACGUUGAAGAAAUUCUCGGACAGUUCGGAGUGGUGGUUGUGCACAGAGAUGGUUGCGACCCGCACAAUCUAAUCUACGAAAAUGAUCUCAUGAACAAAUAUCAGUCAAAUAUAGUGGUGGCUAAGGAGUGGAUAGCCAACAACAUCAGCUCGACCAAGGUGCGCAGGGCCAUUCGACGAGGCGACAGUGUCAAGUAUCUUGUCCAUGACAAGAUCAUCAACAUGCUGCAGACCUACAACAAUAAUACAUAUAAGUACACGAGUUUGUUUCCGACGCCGUCACCGAACGACGUGCUCAUGGAGUCGUCGUCGCCCAGUUUCGUCAACGACCUGAACAAGUUGGCCGGCAAUCGUCGGCCGCCAACUUUGCUGAUCGAAAAGGCGCUGCCCGGUCAGGCGAUCAAAGUGACCAGCAAGGAGGAGGUCGUAACAGGUGACCACCCAGCCGCUGCACAGCACGAAACCAAAGUUCAGAUCCAAAUCACCAAAGAUGGCAUCAAAGUCAUCAGCGAUAAAGAAACCACUGUUUAAAAAAAAAAUUGCAAAUUGCAGUGCCAAAUUUUAACUCGCGGUAGAUUUAGACUGAUUUGAAUUUAAAAAUUAGAAAACUAGAGAACUUUUUAGAUGGUUUGUCUGCUAAAAAAAAAAAACGCACCAGUUUCAAGCAAAGAAGUGCCUCUGUCAAAUGUCUAAAGUUAAAAAUUAGGCACUGAAAAAUCAAAAGCCUUCCUCUCUCCGAAUUGAAAAAACGUAGCUUCCAAACUUCUCGACUUUUACACCAGCGUGUGAUGAGUUUUUGCCCGUGAUGUAUACAGUGUGUGUGUGCCAAAGUGAGACACUUUUGAUACGGCAUGCUUAGAUAUUUCCGCACAAAAUCAAACUCGAUUAUUUUCUGCAUGUUUUUCCCUUUUGCCCUUUCUUGAUUAGGUCGUUCUUUUCUGUUUGU